Strongylocentrotus purpuratus (purple sea urchin) is the source of this 3844-nucleotide messenger RNA. RefSeq names its product fertilization envelope protein 1 (gene SFE1). The record is from RefSeq and is marked provisional. NCBI's taxonomy places the organism in Eukaryota, Metazoa, Echinodermata, Echinoidea, Camarodonta, Strongylocentrotidae. Gene Ontology annotation, molecular function: protein binding.
ACAUGUACUGCGGAGCUGGGACAGCAUCACUUCUAGGUAAAUCCUUGUCAAUUUCGGGGCGUGUCACAUCGGACCUACCGUCGCCAAAAUCGUCUUAACUCUGUUUACGCUCUUUCAAUAUGGGCGUUGUGGAAGCCGUGCUCGUAUCGUGCUUGUUCCUAGGCUCAUUGUUGUGCCUAACAUCUGCAGCCAGUCUCAAGAGCAUCGAUGACGAUGCAACAAAAUAUAUUGACCAGAUCAAACGGCAAAUUAGCCCAGAUGUCCUAUCGAAGCUUCCUUUCUGCCAGCGAUAUGACGGGUCUCGGGGGUUCCGUUGCAGUGACGGUGGUUGUGUACGAUUGAGGGAGGUUUGUGAUGGCGCACCAGACUGUACUGACGUCGUCGAAACGGCCGAUGAUGAGGACCCGACGUACUGCUCAGUAAAUAAUCUGGAAGAGCCCUGUAGCACCUACCAGUGUGCUGGUGGCCAAUGUAUCUCAUGGGAAGCAACGUGUGAUGGUGACCCUGAAGACUGUGGCUACACUGGGGAGGACGAGAGCGCAGCACUGUGCGGGGUGACAUGCCCUGGUGACGUCAGAAGGUUCCAUUGUGACAACUCGAUUUGCAUUGAACGAUCCCUGAUCUGCGACCUCCGCUGUAAUUGUGACAACUGCGAUGACGAGGCUGGCUGUGCCUCAUUCACACAUACAUGUGACGACGAUAAGCAGUUCAGAUGUGAUGACGGUACUUGUAUUCUUAACGAACAGCUGUGUGAUGGGAAGACGGACUGUAAAUCGGGCGGAGAGGAUGAAGAAGGCUGUGUGGAUGAAUAUGGAUGCCACAUUCGACGAGAGUUUUACUGCGAAGUGAACUAUAAAUGUCUUCAACGUGAUAGACGGUGUGAUGGUACGGUGGACUGCCCCGGUGGAGAUGAUGAGAAGGCGUGUGGCCUGAAUACGUGCUUCAAAUAUGAGUUCCAAUGCAAGCGUAAGUGCAUCGAGAAAGAAAAACGAUGUGACAAUGUUAUUGACUGUCCAUCGCCGGGUGAAGACGAAUUGGGAUGCAGUCGAGAAUGCACUGAGGAAGAAUUCAAAUGCCUUGACGGGGAAUGCAUCCCUCUCUACCGGGCCUGCGAUGGUUUUGCCUUCGACUGCAAGUCUUACUUCGGUGAGGAUGAGGAGGGGUGUGGUCAGAGAGAAUGUCCUCAAGACUGGUAUUCUUGCUUCAACGGCAGGUGUCUCCCAGAAAACUUUAGGUGCGAUGGCGAACCUGAUUGCAGCUUUGGCGAAGACGAGACCGACUGCGUAGAACCGAUUAUAUCACCUUGUGCACAAGAUGAGUUUAGCUGUGGCAACAGCAUUUGCAUCGCUGAAUCACGGCAUUGCAAUGGCUACAAUGACUGCUAUGAUGGAAUAGAUGAAAAGAACUGCAACAUAGAGUCAUGUCCUACAGGACAGGUUGAUUGUGGCAACAACUAUUGUGUUGUUGGAGCCAGAUGUGAUGGAGUAUCUGACUGCAGCAACGGACAAGACGAAAGUGGAUGUCCACCUACAAUAGUUACAUGUCCCGCAGGGCGUAUUGAUUGUGGCACUAACUAUUGUGUUGUUGGAGCCAGAUGUGAUGGAGUAUCUGACUGCAGCAACGGACAAGACGAAAGUGGAUGUCCACCUACAAUAGUUACAUGUCCCGCAGGGCGUAUUGAUUGUGGCACUAACUAUUGUGUUGUUGGAGCCAGAUGUGAUGGAGUAUCUGACUGCAGCAACGGACAAGACGAAAGUGGAUGUCCACCUACAAUAGUUACAUGUCCCGCAGGGCGUAUUGAUUGUGGCACUAACUAUUGUGUUGUUGGAGCCAGAUGUGAUGGAGUAUCUGACUGCAGCAACGGACAAGACGAAAUCGGAUGUCCACCAACAAUAGUUACAUGUCCGGCAGGGCGUGUUGAUUGUGGCAACAACUACUGUGUCGUUGGUAGCAAAUGUGAUGGAGUAUCUGACUGUAGCAACGGACAAGACGAAAGUGGAUGUCCACCUACAACAAGUACAUGUCCUGAAGGGCGUGUUGAUUGUGGCACCGACUAUUGUGUUUUUGGAGCCAGAUGUGAUGGAGUAUCUGACUGCAGCAACGGACAAGACGAAAUUGGAUGUCCACCUACAAUAGUAACAUGUCCGGCAGGGCGUGUUGAUUGUGGCAACAACUACUGUGUCGUUGGUAGCAAAUGUGAUGGAGUAUCUGACUGCAGCAAUGGACAAGACGAAAGUGAAUGUCCACCUACAACAAGUGCAUGUCCUGAAGGGCGUGUUGAUUGUGGCAACAACUACUGUGUCGUUGGUAGCAAAUGUGAUGGAGUAUCUGACUGCAGCAACGGACAAGACGAAAGUGGAUGUCCACCUACAACAAGUACAUGUCCUGAAGGGCGUGUUGAUUGUGGCACCGACUAUUGUGUUUUUGGAGCCAGAUGUGAUGGAGUAUCUGACUGCAGCAACGGACAAGACGAAAUUGGAUGUCCACCUACAAUAGUAACAUGUCCGGCAGGGCGUGUUGAUUGUGGCAACAACUACUGUGUCGUUGGUAGCAAAUGUGAUGGAGUAUCUGACUGCAGCAAUGGACAAGACGAAAGUGAAUGUCCACCUACAACAAGUGCAUGUCCUGAAGGGCGUGUUGAUUGUGGCAACAACUAUUGUGUCGUUGGUGGCAAAUGUGAUGGAGUAUCUGACUGCAGCAACGGACAAGACGAAAGUGGAUGUCCACCUACAAUAGUUACAUGUCCCGCAGGGCGUAUUGAUUGUGGCACCAAUUAUUGUGUUGUUGGAGCCAGAUGUGAUGGAGUAUCUGACUGCAGCAACGGACAAGACGAAAGUGGAUGUCCACCUGCAAUAGUUACAUGUCCGGCAGGGCGUGUUGAUUGUGGCAACAACUACUGUGUCGUUGGUAGCAAAUGUGAUGGAGUAUCUGACUGCAGCAACGGACAAGACGAAAAGGGCUGUUCAUUCAGUUGUAGAUCUCGAGGAGACUGUGAAUUCUUUGCUGAGGCUGUGGAAUCUCUUGAGCAACGAGUGACAAAAUUAGAACAAUUAGUUUUACAUUUAGAGAACAUACUGGUUUACCUUCAAGAUCAGAUUGACUACCUCUUUGCUUCACAGCAAUAUUAUGCACAUGGGGCUGAUGACGAGGAACAGGUGGAUAGUAAUCAUCUUGAUGAAGCAGAUCUUUCAAAUACAACAUCUACCAAUGCAUCAGAAGAUACCACAUUGUCAGUGAAUACAUCGGCACCAGGGUCGUCGGAAACGACAUCUCUGCCAGCAACUUCAGCACCUGACACCAAGGAACCCGUAGCUCAGCAGUACGUCGAGUCUGCGUCUGAUACAUCAACAGGUAAAGAGUCUGUUCCAGCAACAGUUCCAGCAUCUACCAAUGCAUCAGAAGAUACCACAUUGUCAGUGAAUACAUCGGCACCAGGGUCGUCGGAAACGACAUCUCUGCCAGCAACUUCAGCACCUGACACCAAGGAACCUGUAGCUCAGCAGUACGUCGAGUCUGCGUCUGAUACAUCAACAGGUAAAAGUCUGUCAGCAACAGUUCCAGCAACAACAUCUACCAAUGCAUCAGAAGAUACCACAUUUUCAGUGAAUACAUCGGCACCAGGGUCGUCGGAAACGACAUCUCUGCCAGCAACUUCAGCACCUGACACCAAGGAACCUGUAGCUCAGCAGUACGUCGAGUCUGCGUCUGAUACAUCAACAGGUAAAGAGUCUGUUCCAGCAACAGACACAACAUCUACCAAUGCAUCAGAAGAUACCACAUUGUCAGUGAAUACAUCGGCACCAGGAUCGUCGGAAACGACAUCUCUGCCAACAACUUCAGCACC